Scylla paramamosain (green mud crab) is the source of this 3039-nucleotide messenger RNA. Its product is annotated as SH3 domain-binding glutamic acid-rich protein homolog. Gene Ontology annotation, cellular component: cytoplasm. NCBI's taxonomy places the organism in Eukaryota, Metazoa, Arthropoda, Malacostraca, Decapoda, Portunidae. The transcript is spliced from 6 exons. The record is from RefSeq and is a predicted model, not a curated record. The coding region runs from base 19 to 771 and encodes 250 amino acids.
CUCCAUGAUGGUCUGCUAAUGUUUAUUUCUGGCAACCGAGGUGGCAAGGUGAAACUCAGUCUGCCAGUGGCGUCCGUGGUGAGGGGAGGUGUUUUGCGCCGCUCUCUGUGGUCCAUUCCCCCACCCAGCACAAACAUGGUGAUCAAAGUGUACCUGUCCCUGAUAUCAUGCAGUCAGGAGGUGAAGAAGAACCAGCAGCGAGCGGUGAUGAUUCUGGAGAGCAAGAACAUUCCCUUCACCACCAUCGACAUCACAGACCCUGGCCAGGAGGACUCCAAGGAAUACAUGAAUGAGAACGCCAAGCCCAAGGGGAGCAACAAAGUGCCCGUCACCCCACAGAUCUUCAACGAGGCGGAGUACUGCGGGGACUUUGACGAUUUGGACAUGGCGAAUGAAAACGACGAAUUGGGCGAGUUCCUGAGACUGACGGAUGAGGAGAAGAAGAGAAUCAAGAUUGGCAUCACUGGCAUCCUUCCUGAGGACCGCGCCAAGCAGCAGAUGACCAAUGGGGUGACGGCUGCAGGAAGGGAGAACGAGGAGCAGAACACAGUGACCGGGGACCAUGACGGGGAGGCAGAUGCCAUGCCAGAGGCAGCACAUGAUGCCGAGGGAGGGAGUGCAGUGGUGGAUGAUAUAGAGGAGGCUGCGGAAGGAGGGGUUAGGGAGGAGGCAGGAGAAAUGGUGUGGCCGGAGGAGGAGCAGGAUCCCUUUGCUGCACCGAAGGAAGAAAACCUGACUGAAACACACAUAGAGGAUGAGGCUGAAGCAUAAGGGUGGAAUGGGCCAAGGGGGACCAGCAACCAGCCAGCAGGGACACUCCAGAGGGGCUGACAUGAGGCUGGGGGCUGCCUGUUCUGUCACCUCCACCUUCACCCUGCCCCCCAGCGCCUCCCUUGCCAUGCUGGUCUUCACCUCUACCAUAACUCUUGGCAUCACCACGGAGUCCUUUUUUUUGCGUCACCUUAGGAGGGGUGGUGGUGGUGGUAGUGGUGGUGGUGCAAGUCCUCUUUUUGAUUUCUGAGGUUUUCUGUUUUGUUUUGCUUAUUAUUUGGUUGUUUUUCUCUUAUCUAAGUCUUUUAUAAGCAAUAUAAUGUGAUUUCUUCUGAUUUUUUAUAUAUUCUCUUUGGUUUGCUUAUUAUUUGGUUGUUGUUCUCUUACCUAGAUCUUUUAUAAGCAAUACAAUGUGAUUUUUUUUUUUGUUUUGUUUUUGCUUAUUAUUUGGUUCCAUUUUUCUCUUAUCUAGUUCUCUUAUAAGCAAAACAAUGUACUUUUGUUUUAUAUAGCAGUUUUUGUUUCUCUUACUUUGUUCAGUACAGAAGCAUUACCAUUAUGAUGUUUUCCUUCUCGUAUUUUACUCACCAGUUAUAAUCAAUGCUUUUUUUAUUAUUCUGUUUCUUGUUUAGCUUAUUUGGUUCAUUUAGAAGUAGUACACUUUUUUUAUUUUAUUUUUUUUUUUAUAUCUUCCAUCAGUUAUGUUUGAAGGAAUGCUAAGGAACACUUGUUAAAGGUCCACAUUGUUUUGUUUCCAAGUGUUGAGAGGUCACAGAGAAAAGGUCACUAUAAACAAGAGAUUAACUGGUCACAAGUGUGGAUACAAACAUUCUACAGCAGCAAAGGAUGUCAAAGAGAGAACUUAACCACCAUGCCACCAGAAAGUGCUGUGCCUUGCUGGAACACCCUUGCUUUGUAAAUCAAGUCAAGCCAUUGCAAGAUUCAGUAUGGCAAUAAUUCCUCUCAUCAAAAAAACUAUUGGCUUCCUUAAGGAUUCACAACUUGGCACAGGCCCACACCCUGCCUCAUACUGUCUUCACUGGCUGACCCAAUCCCCACCACCCCCUUCUCCCCCUCACACAAUUGGCCUUAUCAUCACUUUCAUCCCAGAACAGAAGCACAAGACUGAAAUUCACCUUUCCUUGUAUCUCCUCUUAUCGUCACUUAACGUACAUCACUCCUUUGUAUCCUCCAAAGAGUUCCAAGGAGUGAGAAUGAUUUACCAGUGCUUCUAUUUGUAAAAUGUGCUCUCUGUCAGUAUUACAAGUAUUACAACUGAUACCAUCACCACCACUAUCGCCAGUAAGCUGCCUCUGCCUUGCUCCACGGCCUUGAGUUAUCAGGUGGCUGGGCACUCACCUAGUCCAGGCAAUAGUUAGCUAGAUAUCCUGUGAUGAUGCCAUUCCUAAGGUACAUGCCCAGUCUUAGCAUAGCAAGCCUCAGUGAGCAGCACCACCAAGGCUCCUCCACACAUGCCCUCUCCACCCAACACUUUCUGCAGUCGAAUACCAUCCUUGCUGCCUUGGAUGAAAGCUUGAGUGUCACAAGUGCCUACAGAACACAGCCUUUAUACUGCCUUGGAUGGAUGGUGCUCUGCUGUGGAAAGUUGAGUGUCUUGAUGGGAGAGGGUCAUGGAGUAGUGGGUUUGUUUGCUGGUCUGAUAAGUUCACGUUCUGCAAGGAAGUGGAUUGUUUUGUACUUCAGGGCUACCUGCUGAGAACCGGCCGGGGACGUGAUGCAGAUGUCAGUUCAAUGUUUAGUUCCUCAAGGCCACAUCUGACUCAAAACAAACUCUCACCAAGAAGCUUUCAUUGCGCUGUGGGUGGAAAGCAACGCCCACCGUUCAUGGGGAUUAUACGCUAAUAUUUACUCAGUAUUAAGGCUUUAUCGAGUUACUGCUUAUCUUGAGGCUACAAGAAACAAGAAAAAGGAAAACACUUUCAAGCACAAGAGGAACUUCAUGCGUUUGAUUAAAAAAUCUGAUUAUUUUUUUCUCGCCCGCCAAUUCUCGAGUUGAGGAAUGAGCGGUGUAGGAACCACAAUUCAUUGAGAGGGACUUUGUUAUUGUUCUUUUCUGUUGCCUUGGUCCUCACUGCCACCUGGAGGUGCCUCUUUGUUGGCAGUGAAGGCAGGGCAUUGUUGUGUGCGAGUGGUACAGGUGUUGUGUGUGUGGCUGCCUCAGCUACCUGUUUGGGAGCUCAGGUGUCCACUGUCCUCUGUGACAAGUGAUUGUACCUGUUGUACUUUAUAAAUAAACAUGAAAAUUGA